This is a messenger RNA of Carcharodon carcharias (great white shark), 3529 nucleotides long. It is a transcript of the gene stim2b, whose product is annotated as stromal interaction molecule 2b. The transcript is spliced from 13 exons. The record is from RefSeq and is a predicted model, not a curated record. Bases 684 to 2861 code for a protein of 725 amino acids. Gene Ontology annotation, molecular function: calcium ion binding; protein binding; calcium channel regulator activity. Gene Ontology annotation, biological process: activation of store-operated calcium channel activity; store-operated calcium entry; intracellular calcium ion homeostasis. Lineage: Eukaryota; Metazoa; Chordata; Chondrichthyes; Lamniformes; Lamnidae. Gene Ontology annotation, cellular component: plasma membrane; endoplasmic reticulum.
GGGGAUUGUGUGGUUGGGGAGAGGAAACACCUACGCAUCCACUGACUGAGCAGCCUCCGUGUUUAGGUCGGGGGUAGGGGGAAAAACUCACAUUUUAAAAAAUAAUUACUAUUCAGUGUAAACAGAGCCGCAGCGCCACGCAGCUGCACUCGGGGCCCUGCUGAUGUCAUUAUUUGCAUACUGACUUCCUCCAACACCCACACCACCCCCCCACCCGCCAACUGUUCAACUCAGAAAUCGGAUGGGAAAAAUAAUGAUGUUGGGGAUAGGAGGUUGGGGGAGAUACCUACUUGUCAGAUAAAGUUUCUGCUGAGAACGAAGGCGUUGAGAUGCUGUUUGUGUAUGUGGUGGGAGGAGGAUUUGCAGUUCAGUCAGAGGGUGUGAGCGGCUUCCUGCAGCUUUCUGACUGACUCGGAGUCGUUGCGACUUCAGAUCCCGACUGGGCAGGGAGAGAGUUCCCCCUCCCCACCCCCUUCACCGCCCCCCCAACUCCCUUCCCGCGCCACAGAACUACCGGCAUCGCUCCCUGAAUCGAUGCGGCUUCAAUUCCCAUCGAUCAUUAACUUUCCACAGAUGAAGAUCUGUUUGAAGUUCCCGACUGAGGAUCCGCACAGGGAAUAAAUAUUAGUUAGAACAAAUCGCAAAACCGCUCUUCGCUUUAAGUUCCUUUAGGGCUCUUGGCAAUGCUGCUAGUGAUGAGGAUGGAUUGGAGUCGGUGUGUGUUGCUGUCUCUGAUCUGGAUUCGUUUCUACAUUCCCGCCGCCUGUCUCAGCCUUGCAGUCGGAUCUCCAGCCGCCUCCAACACCGAUGAAUUCUCGCAGGCAGCAACGGGAGACCCAGACGCCCUUGCAGAUAAUUGCACUACAUUAAACCCAGCAUGUCUGAAUGAAGAUGAUCGACACUGUCUAGAGGCUAUUCGAAUGAUACACAAACAGAUGGACGAUGACAAUGAUGGGGAUGUUGAUGUUGAGGAGAGUCAUGAGUUCAUUAAAGAAGAUAUGAAAGACAAAGAUCCUACCAGUAAAGGCAAUACAUUCCAUAAAGAAGACAAACAUAUCACCGUGAAAGAUCUGUGGAACCACUGGAAAAACUCAAAAGUAUACAAUUGGACAGUAGAUGAAACAAUGGAUUGGCUAAUUCACUUUGUGGAAUUGCCGCAGUAUGCCAAGAUUUUUCAGGAAAACAACAUUCGGGGAGUUGGCCUACCCAGGCUAGCUGUGAAUGAGAUUCCUUUUAUGAUCUCAAAUUUGAAAAUCACUGACCGGAGUCACAGACAGAAGCUUCAGCUGAAGGCACUGGAUGCUGUGCUAUUUGGAGCUCCAAUACGUCCCCGCCACAAUUGGCUGAAGGAUUUUAUUCUUGCUGUUUCCAUGGUUGUUGGUAUUGGUGGCUGUUGGUUUGCAUACACACAAAACAGAAAUUCAAAAGAACAUGUUGCAAAGAUGAUGAAAGAACUAGACAGUCUGCACAAAGCUGAGGAAAGCCUGAUGGAAUUUCAAGCGAGGCUUCAAAAAGCUCAAGAAGAAAAUAGAACAGUUGAAGUGGAGAAGCAAAAUUUAGAACAAAAAAUGAAAACAGAGAUAAAUGAUGCCAAGCGGGAGGCACAGCGCCUGAGGGAACUGCGCGAGGGUUCAGAGACUGAACUCAGCCGGCUGAAAUAUGCAGAAGAGGAGCUUGUACAGGUCCGAAUGGCUCUGAAGAACGCAGAGAAGGAGUUGGAAGUCCGUAGUGGCUGGGCACUGCCAGAAACUCUGCAGAAAUGGUUGCAGCUUACGCAUGAGGUAGAGGUUCAGUACUACAACAUUAAGAAACAUAGUGCUGAAUUACAACUCAACGCUGUUAAAGACGAGGCAGAGAAGAUUAAGAAGAAGCGUAAUACUGUAUUUGGGACAUUCCAUGUGGCACACAGUUCCUCUCUGGAUGAGGUUGAUCACAAAAUUCUUGGAGCAAAACAAGCGUUAUCUGAGGUGACAGCAGCCUUGCGUGAACGGCUACAUCGCUGGCAGCAGAUUGAGAAAAUUUGUGGCUUUCCAAUUGUGCAUAAUGCAGGGAUGCCUAACCUAACCUCCAUUCUGUAUUCUGAGCACAGUUGGGUGGUUAUGCCACGUGUAUCAGUUCCACCAUAUCCAAUAGCUGGUGGAGUAGAUGACCUGGAUGAAGACACGCCACCAAUCAUUCCACAAUUUCACUCAGUAGCUCACAGUAAACUCAAUUACAAUUUACCAAAAAGCAGCAGCCAGGGUCGCAAUCGGAGGCCCAAUUUGAUCCCUUCUGGACUUUCACCUUCCUUGCAAUCUUCCACUCCUGACAUCUUUGUAAUGAACAGCUGUUCAACCCUUCAUCGUGGUGAAGAGGAGGAAGAUGCCAUAUUCUUCACAGCUGACAAGAAUUGGGACACGCAGGAGACAACUUCGGAGUGUGACUCCUCUUUUGGGUCUUUGAAUGGAAAGAAGCUGUUUCUCUUAUCAACCAGUGAGGCUCUUAGCGGUCCUUCACGUAAUAUGUCCAAGAACUCCCUAGAUGACCUAUCUGUUGCUGAUUCAUCUGUGACAUACGAGCAGUCAGCUGCGAUACCUGAUUCUCUGGGCCCAGUGGACACCAGAAGUAUGAUUGUGAGCUCUCUGAUGGCCAAUAAGCCAAUUCGGAAUGGUCUUGAGAAAUCCUACAGCAUGGGACAACUACCAGCUGCUCAAGAAAGGCGUGUCUUAGAACUUUCCACACAAAGUGAAAAUAGUACAAUGAGAGCUCCGAAAAGCAAAACUAAGAGACAAGCAGUGGUGUCCGAAGACCUGGCUUGUAGCACAGACAGAGUUAAAAAAACUUCCAAGUUGAAAAAAAUCUUCAAGAAAAUGUCAAAAUGAUAAAAAGCCAAAGUGUGACAAUAGUGAAGCCUAAUUCACCGUAACAUCUGUUUACGAAAGCUGCAUUUAGAUGUUACACAGAGGGCUAUGUUUCUGCCCGAGUUACAAUUGUAGAAAUAAAUGUUGCACUAUUACUUUCCUGAUGUGGGAAGGUACCUCUGAUUAUAUAGACAAUGUAUAAAGAUUUAUAGAGAAAUUAAGCAGAUUCUAUGUUUUUACUGUUACAUGUAGAGCUUUGGUAGGAUUUUUAAGGAUUCAGAUUUCUAAUCUCUUAAAAAAAAACAGUGGAAUUUCUACGAGUGAGAAAGCAACAUUAUUCUUGAGACAAAUUUCCUAUAAAAGUUUUAUGAACCUGCUGCACAGAUUAAAAAUACCUGACAGCUUCUGAGCUUUUCAUUCAUGCCUUGUCUUUGAACUCUGAAGAUUGGCAGUGGAGGCUGUUAAAGAUUAAUACCAGCCUGCAAGCAAGCACUAAUAGUUUCUUCAUAACUUCACCUGGUUGUAGCAGCAGCGGGACCUGGCAAAAUACUGAACUCAUAAUUCAGGAUUUCUUAUUGCAGAUUAGAAGUGAAAAUGACUUCACCUGAACUUAAUAGACUCGAGGGUAGUUGGGGUAUUUGGAACUUCUUGAAUGUAUUAAAAGAAUAAAAUGAAGCAUUAUGAUAUGA